AUGCAGCCUAAUUUUCUUGGAUGCAUCGAGAUAUACAAGCACAACAAAGAAGAAAGAAUAGCAAGAACAUGGGGCACAACGGCACCCGGCCUGCCCUACGUGGAGGAAACCAUCACCGGAGCUGGGAACUGGCUGAUUGGCGGCGAUCUAGCAGUUGUAAACCCCGUUAACUACAACGAUGGUUUGGACCGGUUUCGUCUUUCACCAGCUCAGCUUCGUGACGAGUUCGAGAGGCGCAAUGCGGAUGCGGUGUUUGCUUUCCAGCUCAGAAAUCCCGUUCACAACGGCCAUGCUCUGCUCAUGACUGACACAAGAAAACGCCUUCUUGAUAUGGGAUAUAAAAACCCCGUUUUGUUGCUUCAUCCUUUGGGCGGUUAUACUAAAGCGGAUGAUGUUCCGCUGAGCUGGCGAAUGAAGCAGCACGAGAAGAGAUUAGUGUACUAG
Erythranthe guttata (spotted monkey flower) is the source of this 444-nucleotide messenger RNA. The record is from RefSeq and is a predicted model, not a curated record. NCBI's taxonomy places the organism in Eukaryota, Viridiplantae, Streptophyta, Magnoliopsida, Lamiales, Phrymaceae.